Molecule: messenger RNA, 664 nt
Organism: Glycine soja
Lineage: Eukaryota; Viridiplantae; Streptophyta; Magnoliopsida; Fabales; Fabaceae
Product: S-protein homolog 24-like
Exons: 1
Coding region: 64-552 (162 amino acids)
Source: RefSeq, a predicted model, not a curated record
UCUGUGAAAUUAUUAAAAUAGAUUGUGAGCAUAGUUUAUUAUUAUUAUUAUUAUAUCACAAGCAUGUUGAAGGCCUUGGCCAUAGUUAUUGUGUUCUUGAUGAUGAUUAUGAGAGUCCCUGCAAUGCAGAUCAAUGAACAAGAAAAUGGUGGGAGGAAAAAUAUUGUUGUUGGUGCUGAAGAUGAUAAUGAUGGAAUUCUUGGAGAUAAGAAAACUGUUCGCGUUUUAAAUGGGAUGAAUGAUGGGAUUCUUGUGUAUCUCCAUUGUAAAUCGAAGGAUGAUGAUUUUCACCAACAUGUUCUUGCCGUUGGAGAGUACCAAGAAUGGUCCUUCAGAGAUAACAUUGCUGGCACGACUCUUUAUUGGUGCACCAUGGAUGCAAACACUUUGCAUGCAAGUUUUGAAAUUUAUAAUGCCAAAAGGGAUGAUUCAAAGUGUGAUAGCCAAUGUAAUCGAACCAUGAAAAACGAUGGAGGCUAUUUUUAUAAUCAGUUCCAAGGUCGCUGGGAGAAGAUGUUGUUUUGGAAUAUUCCAAAACUAACACCUGUCUAAAAGUUUUAUAUGCCUAUGAUAAACUAUAAAAAUAAAACAAAUUAUGGAUAAUCAUUAUGUAGCCAUCUAUUUAUUUGCUAAUAAUUAACAAGUAUUAUCUCCCUUGUUGUCA